Volvox carteri f. nagariensis is the source of this 2004-nucleotide messenger RNA. RefSeq lists its product as uncharacterized. Gene Ontology annotation, biological process: proteolysis. Lineage: Eukaryota; Viridiplantae; Chlorophyta; Chlorophyceae; Chlamydomonadales; Volvocaceae. The transcript has 21 exons. Gene Ontology annotation, molecular function: calcium-dependent cysteine-type endopeptidase activity. The record is from RefSeq and is a predicted model, not a curated record. Gene Ontology annotation, cellular component: cytoplasm. Bases 1 to 2004 code for a protein of 667 amino acids.
AUGGGGAAGACGCCCAUUUUUCAGGACCCAGACUUUCGACCAAGCGAGGAUGCCAUCCAGGAGAUAAAAUAUAAUGGGAAUAUAUACCGUGGGCGUGAUAUUCAGCGCGUUGUAGACUGGCGCCGUCUAAAGGAUCUGCCGGCCUUCCAAAAAGCUACCGAUGGGCGACCAAGCAUUCGCCUCUUUGAAGGCAAGUCCUCCAUUUUCCAACGAAACGCAACUCAACGCAACGCACCCAAAGCGCUGAGAUUCCGAUGCAUUCCCGUUUGGCGGCAGCAGGGCGCUCAGCCCUGUUUCGCUCAGCCCUCUGGGAAUGAGGCCUGGGUGCUGCUGCUGGAGAAGGCCAUGGCCAAGUACGUGGGCAGCUACUCCCUCCUGGACGGGGGUACGACAUCCUGGGCUCUGGAGACCCUCACGGGUCAUUACACGUGUGUGUUUUUGUUGGAGGGGAAGGCAUACAGUUCGGUCUCAACCGCGAUGCCGGCGGUUGUGUACCAUCUCGCUAUCGGUAACCUCGUAGCGGCAGCCACCGUUGGAACUGACGAUGAUACGGAUGUGGAUGGUGUCGUACGGGCCCAUGCUUACACGGUUAUGGCGGCCCAGCCUGUCAGCUCGGAUGCGAGGGGGCAACUGAUGAUGGUGCAGGUUCGUAACCCGCACGGUUCCGGCGGUCUGGAGUGGAGAGGGGACUGGAGCGACCAGAGCCCCCUUUGGUCUCAACACCCCGAGGUAGUGGGGGGAGGGAGCAACGGUUUUGACUACGUCGAGGACAACACGGCGGGGUUGGUUGAGGUGUUUUAUGACCCGUCCUUCCCGCACGACCACCGGUCGCUGGGCGACUACAAGUUCAUCCUCAACGGUGAACCGAAAACGGGCGCCCAGCUGAAUGAGAUCAUCAAGUGGCUACGUCUGAAGGAUAUCGCCGCCCCGGAGCAGUUUCGUCGGGGGGCCCGGGGCCUCAAACUGUUCGCGGGGGGUGGCACCCACCCGGACGAUAUCGACGGGGGGAGCACGGGGUUGAUGGUGGCGGUGGCGUGUCUCGCUAACAAGCCGGGAGCGGUUGAGGAGCUUUUCGUAAGUGGCCGGGAAUAUAGGCCCGACGGAGCCUACCAAGUACGACUGUACGAACCCAAGACCGGGACCGCAUCCAUUGCGCCAUUUGAUGACUGUAUCCCCUGCUACAACAACACUCCCAUCACUAAAACUAAAAUCCUGGGCAGUGAGGUCUGGGUGCUACUGCUGGAGAAGGCUGUAGCACGACUGGUGGAGUCGUACAGCAAGGUGUCGAUGUGGGGGGUGCAGGUGUGCUGGGCCCUGGCGUGCCUUACCGGUCAAUACACAUGCAUGUUCAUGUGGGAAGACGCCAAGAAGAAGUGGCGGCGGUUGGAGUUGCAGUACGUGGAGAGGCAGCCCGGGCAGUACCGCGCCGAGUACUUGUCGGACGAGCAGUCGCUGAUGGUCAGCGAGGACGUGUUCAAGACUGUUUCCACUCAGCUGGUUCUUGGUUGUCUGAUGGCGGCGGAGAGCGACAAGGAGGAUGUGGGAGGAGAGGGCACAGGGCUGGCUAAGGCCCGGAGUUACAGCGUCCUGGACGCUCGCUGCGGGAUCCGGCUCGGAAGCCUCCGCGCCAACUCUAGGCCCUGGGUGGCUACACAAUCGGACUUGGAAGCGGCUGCUAGGCGGCUGGCUGAGGCGCGGAGACAGCAGGCGCUGAGGGCAGAACAGGAAGCGCUGGAGGAGUCGCAGCACGAGCAGCUUCGAAAGAGAGCGAUGGAACGAGCCCGCGGGCCCACCGCGGGGCAGGUCUUCGCGCAGGCGGCAAUCACAGCCGCCGCAAAUGCGCCGGCGCGGCGUCAGCUGGCACCGCCGCCGCCGCCGUCGGCGUCGACGGCUGCGGCGGGGCCGGCGGGUGGUGGUGGCGGCGGCGGCGCUGGUGGCCGUCCGGUGGUUGAGGUGGUUCCCGAGUCCAAAGCGGGCCCUUGCAAGUCUUGUAGCAUCAUGUGA